UAUUUUAUUUCCAACUUCCCAUCUCCUCCCAUUUCUUCUGCUUGCCUUCCUAAUUGCUUCAAGGCAAAGACUUUCGCAUCGCUCCACAUAUAUAUAUCGUCACGGAUUCUUAAAGGAGAUUAGGGUUUUGAUUUUGAAUCUUGAUCGACCAUGGAGCGACCGAGCAACGGAGGAAUCUUGUACCACGAGGUUCAGGAAGCCAAUCUCUGCGCCGUUCACUGCGUCAACACCGUGCUCCAGGGUCCUUUCUUCUCCGAAUUCGAUUUGGCUGCCGUCGCCUCCGAUCUCGACGGGAAGGAGCGCCAGGUCAUGCUCGAAGGCGCCGCCGCAGGAACCUUUUCCGCCGGCGAUUUCUUCUCUGAGGAGUCUCACAACGUUUCCCUCGGCGGCGAUUUCAGUAUCCAGGUCUUGCAAAAGGCUUUGGAAGUGUGGAACUUACAAGUGAUCCCUCUCAAUUGCCGCGAUGCAGAGCCUGCGCAGAUAGACCCCGAGCUUGAAAACGCAUUCAUCUGCCACUUGCACGACCACUGGUUCUGCAUAAGGAAAGUGAACGGAGAAUGGUAUAACUUCGACAGCCUUCUCGCCGCACCGCAACACCUGUCGAAAUUCUACCUCUCUGCGUUUCUCGACUCUCUCAGAGGCUCAGGAUGGAGCAUCUUCAUUGUGAAAGGAAACUUCCCGCAGGAGUGUCCCCUGUCUUCUUCUGAGGCUUCAAACGGUUUUGGUCAGUGGCUUUCUCCUGAAGACGCAGAGAGGCUGUUAAAGACCACGGGAGCAGUGCGGAGGAGUUCUCCUUCUUCUGCCAGUGGAAACAGAACUAGUGAUAAUGUUGAUCAACAGAGACCAUACGAGGCAUUGUCGAGGGAGGAAGUGAGGGCUUUUUCGGAGAUGGAGGAUGAUGACUUGAAGGCAGCGAUUGCAGCGAGUUUGCUGGAUGCUUGUGCGGCUGGUGCUAAUCCUGGAGCUGUUGGGUCUUCUUCUCAAAAGGAAUCUGAGAAACAAAAGUAGCUGAGAAAAUAGAGAACCAAAGGCUUUUCAUUGAUGUGGGUGAAGGAACACUUACUUUGAUUCUGUUUUUGUUUUUGUUGUCUAAAUAUUUUACAUACAGAACAUAGAAAGCUUUACAUCGACAGAAACCAAAGGGCUUGUGAUAUGGUGUUUUGUUUGAGUUCUUUUUUUUUUGGUAAAACAACCCAUCUUUAAUUCUGAAAAUCUUAAAUACUGAAAUGGUAAAUGUUUCAAAUA
This is a messenger RNA of Brassica napus (rape), 1245 nucleotides long. RefSeq names its product ataxin-3 homolog. NCBI's taxonomy places the organism in Eukaryota, Viridiplantae, Streptophyta, Magnoliopsida, Brassicales, Brassicaceae. Gene Ontology annotation, cellular component: nucleus. Gene Ontology annotation, biological process: protein deubiquitination. The record is from RefSeq and is a predicted model, not a curated record. The transcript is spliced from 2 exons. Gene Ontology annotation, molecular function: cysteine-type deubiquitinase activity. The coding region runs from base 151 to 1008 and encodes 285 amino acids.